AGGGCUUUUCAAACGAGCACAACGUCAAUCCAUUAUCGAUCAUGUAGUUUUCAUCCCUUUACAUGCAUGCCAUAAAUCUGAAAAAGAGUGAAAGAGUGAUACGUGUAGAGUGAAUUGGUACUUGGUGCAGUUUUCGGCUGCACAGAUAUUUAUGCUGAAGAUUAUGUAGUAGCAUGCUGACUUGCAGAGGCGGGAAGAGGGGAAAGUAUACGACCAGGGAAGUACACGAAACGGAGAAUUCUAUAAGGGUUCAUCUGGAUCGUCAACAAGUAAAGUGAAUUGCCCCAUCUUGCACAGAACAACACAAGUCACCAAGCCGUAGAUGACAGAGGUCUUCGAAAGACUCCCUCGAAGUGAUAGUUCUUGUGGACGAAGUUUGGAAGCUUCUCGGUGUGCAUGCUCUAUGAUGACGGGUGUUGCCCGCGUUGCCAUGGUAACCACAUCGUUAGUGAUGAUGGUGGUGGUGAUUUUCAUCAUCAACAAUAAAUAUACAUCAGCGAAAGAACGUGAUACACGACGUGAAUUCCUCUCAUCCAAUCAGUACAGAUCACUAUCGGACUUACAGUAUGCAGGUGAAGGAAGAUCGUAUGCCAGGCUGAGUAUCAACACAUCAACUGUGGUAGCAACAGUUGACGAGCGUUUCGUAUCGGUGGGGGCAACGAUGGGUAGCUUCAAUCGUUCACUUGGUCAACACUUUAAUUCAACUCGUUUUUGGACAGCGGCACGCGGACUUGCUCCUGCUAUUUAUCGCAUGGGCGGGGCUGAGGCAGAUUUUACUUACUUUGAUGCUCAUAACACAAGGGAUGAAUGUCUUCAGAAUGGAAAGUUAAAAGAAAACAGAAAAUUGAAUAACUAUGGAAAGUUGACCUUCCAUAAUAUGACACUUUGUGCUCACACUUGGGACAAUAUCAACGAGUUUGCUCGAUCUGUCGGAUGGCAGGUUUUAUUUUGUCUUAAUGCUCUCACUCGGAACAAGACAUCUUGGGACCCUACCAAUGCCCUUGAAAUGAUCAAGUACACCCAGAACAGAGGUUAUCAAGUCUUAUGGGGCCUCGGAAAUGAACCCAACGGAUAUUUGAGAAAAGCCAAUGUUGUAGUGAAUGGAACUCAGAUGGCCGAUGCAUUUCAUACACUCAGGAAGGAGGUUCGUCGACUAUCCGGUCAGUCGGAUAUCUUCUUAGUCGGCCCCGAUACAUCGGCACCAAUAAAGAAAGAAAAUGAGCUCACAAGUACUAAAUUUUACCUCGAAGAUUUCCUAAAAGAAGUCGGAAAUGCAACCAACGUGACCUCGUUCCAUUACUACUACACCAGCGGUAGAACUGCCAACUUCCAAAACGUGACAGAUCCGAAAGUUGCCGACAAGCUAAUACCCAAUAUCGAGAGCGUUCGGGGGUCGGUUGCAAAAUACGGUUCUGCAUAUAAUUCAAGGGUAUGGAUAUCCGAAUCUGGUCUUACUUUCGGCGGAGCCCCAUCAGGGCUGAGUGCAAGAUAUGUCCUCGGAAUGAUGAUGCUUGAUAAACUUGGAGUAUCAGCCCGUUAUGGUAUUGAGCUCAUCGUCCAGCAGGGCUUAAUAGGGAAAACAGGAGGACUAUUUGAUGCUGCAUACAAACCACGUCUGCCAUAUUGGUGGUUUUUGUACCACAAGAGGCUUAUGGGAACUCGGGUGUUAGACGUUUCCAAAGCCGUUUCUACAACCAACUCAGUACUGAAACACAAUGAUGAUGACUUUUCAAAUCACGUUCGGGUAUACGCACAUUGUACAAAGACAAGCACCUUAUAUCACCCAGGCUCUGUGACAUUAAUGAUCAUAAACAUGAUACCAAUCUUCGAGGUUCAUGUUCAUCUUGAGGCACCCCUCCAAAAUACAACCAGUCACGAGUACCUCUUCACGCCGCUGGGGGCGCAAAGCAUUCUUUCACCACAUGGUAAGCUGAACGGUCGACGACUCAAAAUGGACAGUGACUACACGCUACCCGACUAUGCGCCCCGGGAGAGGCCUCCAGGUAGCACCAUCGUGCUACCCCAACAAUCAUUCGGCUUUUAUGUUCUUCCAAAUGCCCAAGCUUCUGUUUGCCUAUGAUAUUCACUUAGAAUAUUUGACACCAUUGGCCAUCACAUACAACUGACAAAGCUUAAUUCGUGUGGUGUCAGAGGUCUUGCCUUAUAAAAAUGUUUUAAAAGAUUAUCAGUUUCAAAGAGGUCAAUGGUGUCAUAUCCUCGAUACAGCAUCUUAACUGUGGUGUCCAACAAGGAUCUGUGUUUGGGUCCUCUCUUGUUCCUUAUAUAAUGAUAUUAUCAAAUCUUCUACUCGUCUCAUGUUUUACCCGUUUGCCGAUGCGUGUGCACUUUUGAGUAACAGAAACAUAAAAAACACUUAACUACAUGGUUAAAAACCAAUUGUAGCAAAAAUGAAUUACAUUAUAUUUAGAUCAAGGAACAAGAGAGUGCCCCAUGACUUUUACAUAUCAUAUUAUAACCGAUUGUCUUGUCUUUUCCAAAUUGAAGAAUACAAUAUUCUUGGAUUUACUUUUAAUGAGAUCAUGGAUUGGACAUUUGCAAAUCUUUAUUUAAAUAUGUUGGUGUCAGUCUUAAUAUGUAAAUUGAAGUUCAUAUUACAUUUCAAUAUUUUAUUAAUUCUUUAUAAUAGCCUUAUAUCUGGGCACAUCCGAAUUACUGUUACUACAUUUGGGGGUAAUACUUAAAAAUCUCAACCUCACAAUUAUAUUUCAACAGAAAAAAAAAUCGACCCGACUAAAUACAAAGUCCCAUAAUCAUGCAAAGUUCAAGUAUAAACCCCUCUUAAAUAUUUUUGACUUUGCUUGAAGUAAUCACUUUCAAUACUUGAAUUUUAUUCAUUUAAUUUUUUUUCACUGAAAUAGUGUUGUAUGUUUACUCUCAAUUCAAACAUUCAUUCACAUGCUACUCGACAAUAAUUUCCAUCUUACUAAAUUGAAACUUUCUUCCUCUGUAAAUUCGCCAGCUUUUAUCGGUAUAAGGCAAGUAAGAAAAGUGGAAUCAGCUCCCAACUUCUCUCAAAAGUUGCACAACUUUAUCCCGUUUUAAAAGACUUUGUAGGAAUUAUAUUACUGAUAUUGUACAACAUUGCCACGCUAUGCAUGUGUGUGAAUGUGUCAGGGUGUGUGUGUGGGUAUGAAAUGGUGUGUGCUUGCGUGUGCUUACAGAUGAAAUUUACAGUUUAUUGUUGUUUGAAGCUAAUUUUGUUAUUAUUGUCUUCUAGGAUAUUCCUUACAAGCAGUUUGCUUUUUUAUGAUCCAAGACAUUUUUUUUCUGAUUACAAUCAUGUAGCCCAUGAUUUUUGUAUUUAUAUUCUAUAUGCUUGAAAAUAUUGAAAUAUUUCAAAAGAUUAGUAAAAUUUUUAUGAAAAAAAUUUGUAUUUUCCAAAAUUUUUGUUUCUUAUUGAUUUUUAAAUUUUAUAUAUAUUUAAUUGUUUAUUGAAUUAUUCAUGAAAGUCAUGACUUUUUCUUAAUUCUAUAUUUGAACAUAAUGUCAGAUGUCUUAUCGAGUAUAUUUGCGAAAAUAUGUAAAUCCAUCCAAACAAUAGUAAAUGAUUCUUUGUAACGAUUUGAUAGUAUAUUGUUUCAUAUUUUCUGUUACGAUAUUUCAUUUAUUUUUAUUUGUAUAUAACUUCUUUCUAUAGGAUGAUAUGAUAUUGGAGAAACGCCCUCAGAAAUUUCUGUAUAUUUUGUCAUACAUUUUUCAUUCAGAUCCGAUUCAGAUUCUUUUCGGUUUAUUGCAAAGAAAGAAAAAAAACUUCCUCGUUAAAACAGUCGGGAGACUGAUGUAAACAAAGGUUACAAAAUAAUUAUAAAUUUAUUUCGACUGAUAAAGUAUUGAAUAAUGUCGAAGAUGCUACAAUAACUCCUAUAACACGAAAGUAGUUGGGACAAAAAGGGCUACGUUAAUAUUUCAUGGCGAUUUACUGUAAGAGAUGUCCCUUGUGGAAUGUAAUCUGUAAUAUUAUUCCUGAUAAUUACUUAUUUCGUUGAAACAUUCAUGUUUUAUGAUAAAAUACUACUUAUUUGUUUAAAUUACUGUCACACAGAAUUCAUGGUCUAACUAUUAAUUGUGCCCAUUGUGUGGGCGCGUCGUGGUAUAGUGGUUCUGACUCUCGCCUUUCAAUCAGAGGGUCGUGGGUUCGAAUCCUAGCCAUGACGUGUUUUCCUUCAGCAAGAAAUUUAUCCACACUGUGCUGCAAUCGACCCAGGUUAGGUAAAUAGGUACCGGCAGGAAGUAAUUCCUCAAAAAGCUGUGCGCACCAGAAUCGGUAGAAUAGCUUAGCCGGGGUAAUAUAGGAGCGCCUUGAGCACAUAGCAAGUUGGAUACGUGCGCUAUACAAAUCCUAUAUUAAGUUCCGAACUUAGUUUGCCCCCUCAGCAGCAAAUUAUCUUGAAACAUAUAUAAUUACGGAGAACAAAGGAUAAUGAAAUGCAUAGCUAAUCUUUCCUUCAAAACAUUUAUUCCUUUCAUGGUGAACGUUAAUAUACAAUUAUUGCUUUAUUGUUUGUAUCUUUAUGGAGCAUAAUGUCACGUGGGAAGUGACUUUUUUUUAAUUAUUUACUUACUGCUGCUUGACACCAAAAAAGAAUACGUGAAACUGAUAAAUACAGUUAUUCAAAAGAUUUAAUCAUA
This is a messenger RNA of Lytechinus pictus (painted urchin), 4650 nucleotides long. Its product is annotated as heparanase-like. The record is from RefSeq and is a predicted model, not a curated record. Lineage: Eukaryota; Metazoa; Echinodermata; Echinoidea; Temnopleuroida; Toxopneustidae. Gene Ontology annotation, molecular function: hydrolase activity, acting on glycosyl bonds. Bases 323 to 2080 code for a protein of 585 amino acids. Gene Ontology annotation, cellular component: extracellular matrix; membrane. The transcript is spliced from 11 exons.